UGCUCAGAUUUCAUUGCCACUUUCAUUGAAUAUUUGUCGUUGAUUGUAUGCCAAGAUCAAUGUUUUGCAAAACAAAGCCUCUGUGAUCUUUCCUCUGUUGCGCGGCUCCAUUUUCACUGCUGGCUCUCGAGAAAACGCAAGUUUCGUCUCAUGAGAGGGUUAACACUUUCGCCCAUUGAUGCAGAUCCCGUGCCUGCGUUUCGCGACCUUUUCCUGUCCAGCGAACUGAGCAGCAUGGAAGCCCUGAUUCCGGUGAUCAACAAGCUGCAGGACGUUUUCAACACCGUCGGAGCCGAUUCGAUCCAGCUUCCGCAAAUCGUGGUUGUUGGAACCCAGAGCUCCGGCAAAAGUUCCGUCAUCGAGAGUUUAGUCGGAAGGUCAUUCUUGCCGAGAGGAACGGGCAUCGUGACCCGGAGACCUUUGAUCUUGCAACUGGUCUACACCCCUAAGGAUGACAUGACAUACCGCUCAAAGGAAGAGGGAACUCUGACCCUCGAAGAGUGGGGAAAAUUCCUCCACACAAAGGACAAAGUUUACACGGACUUUGAGGAAAUCCGGAAAGAGAUUGACAAUGAGACGGACCGCAUUGCAGGAAGCAAGAAAGGAAUCUCGGUCGAACCGAUCAGACUGAAAAUUUUCUCAAACAGGGUCGUCAACUUGACACUCGUUGACCUCCCCGGUCUAACCAAAGUUCCUGUCGGAGAGCAGCCUGAAGACAUCGAAGCUCAGAUAAAGGACCUUGUUCUCCAAAUGAUCUGCAACCCGAACUCGAUCAUCCUUGCUGUAGCCACCGCCAACACAGACAUGGCCACCGCCGAGAGUGUCAAACUUGCCAGAGAAGUUGACCCUGACGGCAGGAGGACCCUGGCCGUCCUGACUAAGCUCGACUUGAUGGACGCUGGAACUGAUGCCAUUGAUAUUUUGUGUGGAAGAGUGAUUCCCGUCAAGCUCGGAAUCAUUGGAGUGGUCAACAGAUCGCAGCAGGACAUAAUGAACUGCAAACCCAUUAAAGACGCUUUGAAAGACGAAGCCUCUUUUCUGCAAAGGAAGUACCCGACUCUGGCCAACAGAAAUGGCACUCCGUAUUUGGCCAAAACUCUGAACCGCCUGCUCAUGCAUUACAUUAGAGACUGUCUUCCUGAUUUAAAAGCCAGAGUGAAUGGUAUGGUUUCUCAAGUGCAGAGUGUUUUGAAUUCGUAUGGAGAAGACGUGGCCGACAAAAGCCAAACUCUUCUGCAGAUAAUUACAAAGUUUGCUUCGGCCUAUUGUUGCACCAUCGAAGGAACGUCCAGAAACAUUGAGACAACAGAACUGUGUGGAGGUGCGAGAAUUUGCUACAUCUUCCACGAAACAUUCGGACGAACUUUGGAUUCAAUCCAUCCUCUGACCGGCCUGACCAAGAUGGACAUUUUGACUGCCAUCCACAACGCCACUGGCCCUAGACCGGCUCUCUUUGUCCCCGAGGUUUCAUUCGAACUGCUGGUGAAGCGUCAAAUCCGGCGGUUGGAGGAGCCGUCGCUGCGGUGUGUGGAGUUGGUCCACGAGGAGAUGCAGCGCAUCAUCCAGCACUGCGGCAACGAGGUGCAGCAGGAAAUGCUGCGCUUCCCAAAGCUCUACGAGAAAAUCGUCGAUGUUGUCACCCAGUUGCUGCGGAGAAGACUGCCAACCACAAAUGCAAUGAUUGAAAACAUUGUGGCCAUCGAGAGUGCCUACAUCAACACCAAACACCCUGAUUUCCACCAAGACGCAGCUUUGGUCACUUCGUUGUUGAAAAGUGCUGUCGACGAAAGGGGAAUGAAUAGACCUGCAAACAGGAGAAACAUUUCGCGCGGCUUGACUGUUGUCCCUGGAAGCCAAGAAGUUCCAAAAAACGCGAUGAAAGUGAACGGAGAUUUGAAUGACACUGGUUUGGCAAGGAUUUUGGACAAUGACUCGAACGAAUACUCGGCGGCCAACCAGACAAUGGACAUGCGCCAGCCUCUGACUCCACAGAAGCCAGUCAAUUUGCUUCCGGAAGUUCCGUCGCAAACCAGCAGCCGGAAACUCUCCGAUCGGGAACAGAGAGAUUGCGACGUCAUUGAACAUCUGAUCAAGUCGUACUUCUACAUUGUGCGCAAAUCGAUUCAGGACAGCGUGCCCAAGGCUGUGAUGCACUUCUUGGUCAACUUUGUUAAAGAUAAUCUGCAAUCCGAGCUGGUGGCUCAUUUGUACAAGUCUGACCACGCCGAGCAGCUGCUCAAUGAAUCUGAGCACAUCGCUCGGCAGCGCAAAGAGGCAGCAGACAUGCUCAAGGCGCUGCAGAAGGCGAGUCUCAUCCUCAGCGAGAUCAGGGAAACGCACAUGUGGUAGAAAUGCAAGUUAUGAGUAUUGAAAACUGAAAACCAUUAUUAUUUUAGCGUUGAAUAGACUUUUUGAAUAAAAGAUUGAUUAAACAACAAAGAAAAUAAUUUGUAAU
Neocloeon triangulifer is the source of this 2455-nucleotide messenger RNA. RefSeq names its product dynamin-1-like protein. The record is from RefSeq and is a predicted model, not a curated record. Gene Ontology annotation, biological process: mitochondrial fission. The transcript has 13 exons. Gene Ontology annotation, molecular function: GTP binding; microtubule binding; GTPase activity. Bases 151 to 2349 code for a protein of 732 amino acids. NCBI's taxonomy places the organism in Eukaryota, Metazoa, Arthropoda, Insecta, Ephemeroptera, Baetidae. Gene Ontology annotation, cellular component: mitochondrion; cytoplasm; membrane.